AUGAAUAAUAAUCAGGCCACAGCUCCUCCAGUCUAUGACAACAGUGGGUUUCGGCAUGACGACGAAAGACCCCCUCGUUUCGUCCCCAAACAGAGCCUGUACCCUAACCCUCACAUGGCUCCGCAGUAUAUUCCAUCCAAUCCUUACGCCAUCAACACUCACCAGACGACUGCCCCUGAAGUUCUUCUACCACAAAAGACCGGUACAAGAAGGUACAACUGGAAACACGUCUUAUGUGGAUUACUGUGCGCUGGUGUAGUCGUGGCAAUAGUGUCCCUUUUUCUCUGGUAUUUUUUGUUUUAUCAAUGUUUCCUGGGUAAGUCUUGUGGCGGGAGGUGUCUGAGCCGCUCACAGUGGUGCGAUGGCGUAAAGGACUGCUCUGACGGAGAGGAUGAGAGACACUGUUUUCGAUUACAAGGCGAUCGCUUCCUGUUAGAAAGUUUCUUCUCAGACAAAGAAUUGUGGCUGCCAGUGUGUGCGGACAACUGGCACGACGACUACGGAAGAGCGGUGUGUCAGGAGAUGGGUUAUGAGAGGGAGGAUUAUGGGAGUUUCACACGGACGAAUGCAGGUUCUUCUGCUUCAGGAGGAUAUCUGACAUUAUCUCCGACUAAUGGCUCUGGAUCACGAGCGCAGUCACGUCUCAGUCACAGUUACUCCUGUUCCUCUAGAGCUGUUGCGCUCAGUUGUGUCGGCUGUGGGGUGAGUUCACCGGCGGCCAGCUCCCGUAUCGUGGGGGGCACUGAGGCGGAGAACGGGGCGUGGCCGUGGCAGGUCAGUCUGCAGAUCAGAGGAAGCCACAUAUGCGGAGGCUCCAUCAUCAGCUCCAAGUGGAUUCUGUCUGCGGCACACUGCUUUGAAUCAUAUAACAGAGCGUACUUGUGGAAAGUACAGUAUGGUGAUGUCAGCUUGAUUCAUAUGGCGUUUUACAAUCCAUCCAAGUCUGUGGAUAAAAUCAUCAGUCAUGCAAAUUACAACCCAGAAACCAACGACAACGACAUUGCUCUCCUGAAGCUGAGUUCCCCUCUUGCCUUUUCAAGCACAGUCAAACCAGUUUGUCUGCCCAACGCUGGUUUGGAUCUGUCACCAGAGCGUCAAGCCUGGAUCACAGGAUGGGGAGCUCUGCGGUCAUCAGGAACAUCGCCUGACAGAUUGAACCAGGCUGAAGUGACCAUUUACAGUAGAGGCACCUGUAACGCCCACUCGGUAUUGGACGGAGCUGUCACAGAAACUAUGAUAUGUGCGGGGAAACUGUCUGGAGGAGUGGAUUCUUGCCAGGGAGACAGCGGGGGCCCUCUAGUGGUCAAGCAAGGAGGUGUUUGGUGGCUUGUAGGGGACACCAGCUGGGGCAUUGGAUGUGCAUGGAAAAACAAACCGGGUGUCUAUGGCAAUGUGCCCUAUUUUAUAGACUGGGUUCAUGAACAAAUGCAGAAUAAGUAA
Messenger RNA from Knipowitschia caucasica, 1440 nucleotides. Lineage: Eukaryota; Metazoa; Chordata; Actinopteri; Gobiiformes; Gobiidae. The record is from the annotation of a GenBank genome assembly.